Messenger RNA from Bufo gargarizans (Asiatic toad), 1666 nucleotides. It is a transcript of the gene RRAGD, whose product is annotated as Ras related GTP binding D. The transcript is spliced from 7 exons. Bases 225 to 1412 code for a protein of 395 amino acids. Gene Ontology annotation, cellular component: Gtr1-Gtr2 GTPase complex; lysosome; nucleus. Gene Ontology annotation, molecular function: GTPase activity; GTP binding. The record is from RefSeq and is a predicted model, not a curated record. Gene Ontology annotation, biological process: regulation of autophagy; positive regulation of TOR signaling; cellular response to amino acid stimulus. Lineage: Eukaryota; Metazoa; Chordata; Amphibia; Anura; Bufonidae.
AAAGCUCUCUGUGAGGGAAAUAGAAGGGCAGUGCUGCUUUGUUGUGCCGAGCGUGCCCUGUGUGGAGUGCUGCUGGGUGUCAGGUGACUGGAUCACGCAGUCUCUCUGCAUUCAGAGGACUAUGUAGGGGGAGAGCAGCUGAGCUGCACCGUGAUACCAACAAGAAGCAGAUCUGCUGGGACAACUUUUCAUAGGAGGCAGGAAAAACACAGAGGCCUACGAAGAUGAGCCAGAGUCUGCACACGAAAAGCCAGCAGCAACAAGAGGAAGAGGAAGAUGACGAAGAGGAUGGUAUAGCAGGGGCAUCCAAUUAUGAGGAUGGAGACCCUUUCAUGGAAGGAGACUUUGGCAGUGAUGAAGAAGAGGUUUUAGAUUUCACUGAUCCUUUCAGCACAGAGGUGAAGCCAAGAAUACUUUUAAUGGGAUUACGAAGAAGUGGGAAAUCCUCCAUCCAAAAAGUAGUAUUUCAUAAGAUGUCCCCAAAUGAAACUCUUUUUCUGGAAAGUACGAACAAAAUUUGCCGGGAAGAUGUCUCCAACAGUUCCUUCGUAAACUUUCAAAUUUGGGAUUUUCCGGGCCAGAUUGACUUUUUUGAUCCAACAUUUGACUAUGAGAUGAUAUUUAGAGGAACAGGAGCACUGAUAUUCGUCAUUGACUCACAGGAUGAUUACAUGGAAGCUCUUGCUAGAUUACAUCUUACUGUGACCAGCGCAUACAAAGUAAAUCCUGACAUUAACUUUGAAGUUUUUAUCCACAAAGUAGAUGGCCUGUCAGAUGAUCACAAAAUAGAAACUCAAAGGGAUAUACAUCAGAGAGCAAACGAUGAUCUUACUGAUGCUGUACUUGAGAAAAUACACCUCAGCUUUUAUCUAACAAGUAUAUAUGACCAUUCGAUCUUCGAGGCUUUCAGCAAAGUUGUACAAAAACUAAUUCCACAACUUCCAACCUUAGAGAACUUGCUGAACAUAUUUAUAUCUAAUUCUGGAAUUGAGAAAGCAUUCCUGUUUGAUGUAGUGAGCAAAAUCUACAUAGCAACAGACAGUACUCCUGUGGAUAUGCAGACAUAUGAAUUGUGCUGUGACAUGAUUGAUGUAGUCAUUGAUAUCUCUUGUAUCUAUGGGUUAAAAGGAGCGGGCACACCAUACGAUAAAGAAUCACUGGCAAUUAUUAAAUUAAACAAUACUACAGUUUUAUAUUUAAAACAAGUUACAAAAUUCCUAGCCCUUGUAUGUUUCGUGAGAGAAGAGAGUUUUGAAAGAAAAGGUUUACUAGAUUACAAUUUCCAUUGCUUUCGUAAAGCAAUUCAGGAAGUGUUUGAGGUAAGGGUGAAAGUGCUCAGAUCUCGCAGACACCUAAGUCAAAUCCGGAAAAAUAGAAGAGCUGCCAAUGGCACCCCAGGAGUUCCUAUGUAGAGAUGAAGAAUUAUGAAAACCUUUUGUUGCAUCUGUUGGGAUUCGGUUAUUUUUCUGCAGAGCCAUGGCUAAAGGAUAAUUCUUAUCCAGUAGAUUCUUCAUCAGAGACUUUACAUAACUUGUGGACAAUCUUAGUAUAGUAGUAAUAAUUUAUCACACGCUCAGCACACCUUGCAGACUGCACCAUGCCGUCAUGUAGAAAAAGGGAAAUAUUAAAGGGUUAUUCCUAUCUCAUAAAGUGAUAGGAUAUGCCA